Messenger RNA from Arabis nemorensis, 630 nucleotides. NCBI's taxonomy places the organism in Eukaryota, Viridiplantae, Streptophyta, Magnoliopsida, Brassicales, Brassicaceae. The record is from the annotation of a GenBank genome assembly.
AUGAACAAGCUUCGUAAGAUCCAUUCUCAUGUCAUCAUCAAUGGUCUUCAACAUCACCCUUCAAUCUUCAACAAUCUCCUCCGCUUCUGCGCCGUUUACGUCACCGGAAACUUAUCUUACUCUCUUCUCCUCUUCGAACAAUUCGAUUCCGACCCAUCAACUGAUAAAAAGAGGCUUAAACGUAAUAAAACAGACACAAGAGUUCCCGGCCCACUAGGCCCAUCUCCAAACUUGGAACUAUCAUCAACUUGUGCUUGGAACUCUCUUGUCCGUGGCUUCUCCGUAUCUUCUUCCCUUCUCUUAUACAAUCGAAUGAUUCUCUCCUCUGUUUCACGCCCUGAUAUCUUCACUUUCAGUUUCGCUCUCAAAGCAAGUGAGAAGCUUUGUUCGAUUCCGAAGUGUUUGGAGCUUCACGGUUCGAUUAUCCGAUCUGGGUUUCUUUCAGAUGCUAUUGUUUCCACAAGUCUCGUUCGUUAUUACUCUGCUAAUGAAAGGAUGGAUAUUGCUUCCAAAGUGUUCGAUGAAAUGCAUGUGAGAGACUUGGUUUCUUGGAACGCCAUGAUUUCUUGCCCUUUCACAUGCUGGUUUACACCAUCAAGCGUUGAGUAUGCACAAGCGAAUGGAAAAUGA